Messenger RNA from Cebus imitator (Panamanian white-faced capuchin), 2536 nucleotides. It is a transcript of the gene ZSWIM1, whose product is annotated as zinc finger SWIM-type containing 1. NCBI's taxonomy places the organism in Eukaryota, Metazoa, Chordata, Mammalia, Primates, Cebidae. Gene Ontology annotation, biological process: protein transport. Bases 310 to 939 code for a protein of 209 amino acids. The record is from RefSeq and is a predicted model, not a curated record. Gene Ontology annotation, molecular function: protein binding; zinc ion binding; phosphatidylinositol phosphate binding. Gene Ontology annotation, cellular component: early endosome membrane. The transcript is spliced from 4 exons.
UGACCUGGGUCUCGGAAGGGGUGGGACGACCCAAGGAGGGUAGGCGCCUGGCCGAAUUGGGAUGAUUCUGCGGCAGGCCUGGGGCUCCCUCAGGCCGACCCAGGCUUCCCAAGUCCCUCUUGGAGCCAAAGGCCCGGGAUUCUCGGGCGGCUCCAGCGAGCGGGCGGGGCAGGAGGCGGGGCGGCGGCAGGAAGCGGCCGGAGCGGCGCUGGGAGCGGCCUGAGCCCGGCGGAGCCCCGCAGAGCCCGGCCGGCCUCCCUGGGCUGCGGGGGGCUGCACCGGGACCGCCGGGGCGUGGUGCGCUCCUGAAUGCACCGUGGGACGCAGGAGGGUGCCAUGGCCUCCCGGCUCCUGCACCGGCUGCGGCACGCCUUGGCAGGCGACGGCCCCGGGGAGGCGGCGGCGGCCAGGCCAGAGGCCGAGCAGUUCCCGGAGAGCUCAGAGCUGGAGGACGACGACGCCGAGGGCCUGUCCUCCCGACUCAGCGGCACCCUCAGCUUCACCAGCGCUGAGGACGAUGAGGACGACGAGGACGAGGACGACGAGGAGACUGGCCCCGACCCGCUGCCCCCCGGGGACUGGACAUCAGGAGAAGACGCAGAACGGAGCCCCCCACCUGAUGGGCAGCGGGGCGGUCAGCUUCUGGCGCGACAGUUGCAGGAUUUCUGGAAGAAGUCCCGGAACACCCUGGCACCUCAGCGGCUGCUCUUUGAAGUGACCAGCGCCACCGUUGUCAAGGACCCGCCCUCCAAGUACGUGGCCCAUCUGUGGAAAAAGAUCUGGGAACAAUUGUCUAGCCUCAAGGCUCAACUUACUUGGAGCUUGAGAGACUCAAAGCCUUAUGGACAGCUGCCCUGCAGAGAAGGUAUUUUGACCUUGGCAUUUGGACAUCUCCCAUCCCCCCAUGGCCCUAACAAUGCUGAAUGGGCUCCUGAUUAAGGACUCAAGCCCACCGAUGCUGCUGCACCAGGUUAGCAAGACUGCCCAGUUAGAUACUUUCAACUACCAGAGCUGCUUUAUGCAGAGUGUCUUUGACCAUUUCCCUGAGAUCUUAUUUAUCCACCGGACCUAUAACCCAAGGGGUAAGGUCUUAUAUACCUUCCUGGUGGACGGACCUCGGGUGCAGCUGGAGGGUCAUCUUGCCCGAGCAGUCUACUUUGCCAUCCCUGCCAAGGAGGACACUGAAGGCCUGGCCCAGAUAUUCCAGGUAUUCAAGAAGUUUAACCCAGCAUGGGAGAGAGUCUGUACCAUCCUGGUGGAUCCUCAUUUCCUUCCACUGCCCACUCUAGCCAUGGAGUUCCCCGCAGCUGAGGUCCUGCUCUCAGCCUUCCACAUUUGUAAGUUCCUCCAGGGCAAGUUCUAUCAGCUGUCCCUUGAACGGCCCGUGGAAAAGCUGCUCCUGACCUCCCUGCAGAGCACAAUGUGCUCAGCUACAGCAAGCAACCUGAGAAAGCUGUAUACACUCCUGAGCAACUGCAUUCCCCCAGCCAAGCUGCCUGAGCUCCACCCACACUGGCUGCUCAAUGACCGCAUCUGGCUGGCUCACCGCUGGAGAAGCCGAGCUGAGAGCAGCCGCUACUUCCAGAGCCUCGAGGUCACCACCCGCAUCCUCAGCCAGUUCUUUGGCACCACCCCAUCUGAGAAACAAGGUAUGGCUUCUCUGUUCCAUUACAUGCAGCAGAACUCUGCAGACAAGGCAAACUUCAACCCAGGCCUGUGUGCCCAGAACAAUCAUGCCCCCUCAGAUACCAUCCCUGAAAGCCCCAAAGUGGAGCAGCUGGUAGAAUCCCACAUCCAGCACUCCCUUAAUGCCAUCUGCACAGGGCCAGCAGCCCAGCUCUGCCUGGGUGAGCUUGCUGUGGUCCAGAAAUCCACACACCUCAUUGGCUCUGGCUCAGAAAAGAUGAACAUACAGAUCCUGGAAGACACCCACAAGGUACAGCCCCAGCCCCCUGCAAGCUGCAGCUGCUACUUUAACCAGGCCUUCCACCUUCCCUGCCGCCACAUCCUAGCCAUGCUCAGUGCCCGCCACCAGGUGCUCCAGCCCGACAUGCUGCCAGCUCAGUGGACGGCAGGCUGUGCCACCAGUCUAGACAGCAUCCUGGGCAGCAAGUGGAGUGAGACCUUGGAUAAGCACCUGGCAGUGACUCAUCUCACAGAGGAGGUGGGUCAGCUGUUGCAGCACUGCAGCAAGGAGGAGUUUGAGCGGAGGUACAACACUCUGCGGGAACUGGCUGACAGCUGGAUUGGACCUUAUGAGCAGGUCCAACUCUGAUUAUUCUCAGUCCCCAGAGAUGCUCGUGCACCUGUGCACACUCACAUGUCCCUAUACACACAUACACACAUAGUUACACUGUUGUACUUCCGUGGUCCCUCCUUCCAGAAUAAGGACAAGGUUCAAGGGUCUUCUCAUCUACCAUGGCCUGCUACAUAGCAUGUGUCUAGCUCCAUGAGACGGGAGUCAGCAAAUCUUAUCUGUAAAGGGCCCGAUAGUAAAUAGUUUACUCUGUUGGCCACAUACAGUCUCUGAUGUAUA